AUGGACUGUGCUGGGAACCUCAGGGGGACGGCCUUCCAACAGGGAAGAGCUUCUCCUGUACUGAGUGCGGGAAAGGUUUCCAUUAUAAAUCCCAACUUAAUAGGCAUAAAAGAUGUCACACGGGGGAGAAGCCGUAUUCCUGUCCAGAGUGUGGGAAAUGUUUUUCACAUAAGUGCCAUCUUGACAUACAUCAGAGAACUCACACGGGGGAGAAGCCAUAUUCCUGCCCUGAGUGCGGGAAAUGUUUUUCACAGAAGUCCAGUCUUUACAAACAUCAGAGAUCUCACACAGGAGAGAAGUUCUAUUCCUGUCCUGAGUGCGGGAAAUGUUUUUCACAUAAGUCACAUCUUGACACACAUCAGAGAUCGCACACAGGGGAGAAACCGUAUUCCUGUUCUGAGUGCACAAAAUGUUUUUCACAGACGUCCAGUCUCUACAAACAUCAGAGAAUGCACACGGGGGAGAAACCGUAUUCCUGUCCUGUGUGUGGGAAAUGUUUUUCAUGGAAGUUCCAUCUUUCCAGGCAUCAGAGAUCUCACACGGGGGAGAAGCCGUAUUCCCGUCCUGAGUGUGGGAAACAUUUUGCACAGAAGUACCAACUUUACACACAUCAGAGAAUGCACACAGGGGAGAAGCCGUAUUCUUGUCCUGAGUGCGGGAAAUGUUUUGCACAAAAAACAGAUCUUGUCACACAUGAAAGGUCUCACACGGGUGAGAAGCCGUAUUCCUGUCCUGAAUGCGGGAAAUGUUUUUUUAGAAAGUCCCAUCUUUCCAUACAUCAGAGAUCUCACAUGGGGGAGAAACCGUAUUCCUGUCCUGAGUGUGGAAAAUGUUUUUCACAGAACUCCUAGCUUUACAAACAUCAGAGAUUGCACACGGGAGAAGCUGCUUUCUACUGCUUAG
This is a messenger RNA of Staurois parvus, 903 nucleotides long. Lineage: Eukaryota; Metazoa; Chordata; Amphibia; Anura; Ranidae. The record is from the annotation of a GenBank genome assembly.